Messenger RNA from Sus scrofa (pig), 2664 nucleotides. NCBI's taxonomy places the organism in Eukaryota, Metazoa, Chordata, Mammalia, Artiodactyla, Suidae. The record is from RefSeq and is a predicted model, not a curated record.
CAGGGCCCAGGCGGAGCCAGGAGGGGCAGUGGGGCCGGGCCUGGGUGGCCCCCCCGGUCCCGCCCCCAUCUAUCUUUGGGAAUUUAUUUGUCCACAGGCGCAGGCUGGCCCACAGUCUAUUGCCUGCCGGGGGCCCAGAGCUGCUCCGACCACCCGGGGGCUCUCCCGCCCAACACAAGCCAAUUGACCUCUGACUCCUGACCUCUGGCCCCACCUGCCCGGCCCUGCCCUUCUUAAGGGGCUGGGAAACCCCUAGACGUUGCGCUGUAGACGCAGGUGUUGUGCCCCAGCCCCCCGCCCUCCCCACCCCACCCCGGGAGCCGAGGCCGUGCCGGGGGCUCGGUCACCAGCCUGCAGCCUGGCGGCCACCAUGGCACGGCGGCUCCAGGACGAGCUGGCCGCCUUCUUCUUCGAGUACGACACCCCCCGGAUGGUGCUCGUGCGCAACAAGAAGGUGGGCGUCGUCUUCCGCCUGAUCCAGCUCGUGGUUCUGGUCUACGUGGUUGGGUGGGUGUUCGUCUACGAGAAGGGCUACCAGACCUCUAGCGGCCUCAUCAGCAGCGUGUCCGUGAAACUCAAGGGUCUGGCUGUGACGAAGCUUCCAAGCCUGGGCCCCCAGGUCUGGGAUGUGGCCGACUACGUCUUCCCGGCCCAAGGGGACAGCUCCUUUGUGGUUAUGACCAAUUUUAUCGCCACCCCCCGGCAGGCUCAAGGCCACUGUGCAGAGAACCCGGAAGGGGGCACAUGCACAGGUGAUAGUGGCUGCACCCCGGGAAAGGCAGAAAGGAAGGCCCAAGGUAUCCGCACGGGCAGGUGUGUGGCCUUCAAUGACACCGUGCAGACGUGUGAGAUCUUUGGCUGGUGCCCCGUGGAGGUGGACGACAACAUCCCACGCCCCGCCCUUCUCCGGGAGGCCGAGAACUUCACUCUCUUCAUCAAGAACAGCAUCAGCUUUCCCCGCUUCAAGGUCACCAGGCGCAACCUGGUGGAGGAGGUGGAUGCCGCCUACAUGAAGACCUGCCUCUAUCACAAGACCUUGCACCCGCUGUGUCCCGUCUUCAACCUCGGCUACGUGGUACAAGAGUCAGGCCAGAAUUUCAGCACCUUGGCAGAGAAGGGUGGUGUGGUGGGCAUCACCAUCGACUGGAACUGUGACCUGGACUGGCACGUGCGACACUGCAAACCCGUCUACGAGUUCCACGGGCUGUACGAGGAGAAAAAACUGUCUCCAGGCUUCAACUUCAGGUUUGCCAGGCACUUCGUGGAGAACGGGACCAACCACCGGCACCUCUUCAAGGUGUUUGGGAUUCGCUUUGACAUUCUGGUGGCCGGCAAGGCCGGGAAGUUCGACAUCAUCCCCACAAUGACCACCAUCGGCUCUGGCAUUGGCAUCUUCGGGGUGGCCACGGUUCUCUGUGACCUGCUGCUGCUCCACAUCCUGCCCAGGCGGCACUACUACAAGCAGAAGAAGUUCAAGUACGCAGAGGACAUGGGGCCGGGGCCGGGGGAGCAUGACCCCGCGGCCACCAGCUCCACCCUGGUUCUGCAGGAGAACAUGAAGACAUCCUGACCUCUGCCCCUGACCCUGACUGGACGAAGCACGAGGCUUCCGGCGGAGGCCCCGGCAGGGUCCCGGCCAGGGCAGAGGGGUCUCCCCGCGAGAUCUCCCCCCUCAACCUUCAGCCAGGCAAACAUCAGCUUGCCGGGAGCUUUAGGUGGCCACUGUGAGAGGCCGGCAUGAGUCAGGGCUCUGGGCUCCAACUCUGCACCCCCAAGGGAGCCUAGCCCUGGCCUCAGCCGCUCCUGGCUUAGAGGUUCGUGCCUCUCCCUCCGGGCCCUCAUCCACGCCUCCCACGGCCUCGUGUCUCAGACUGUGUUCUGCUAUGUGGCAGCCACUAGCCAUGGGUGACUAUUUAAAUUUAAAUUAAUUGCAAUUGAAUAAACUAAAACAUCCGUCCUUCAGCCUAGCCUAAAUGCACACACGUGGCUGGUGGUUGCCCCGAUGAACCACACAGAACAUUUCCAGCAUCACAGAAAGUUCUGCUGGACGGGUCUCCUUGAACCCCAUUUCUUCCUGGCCCCAGAUUUCCCGGGGGAGCUUACCAAGAGUGCCAGUGGCACCUGGGCCAUCCCAGACCUCCUGAAUGAGAAUCUCCAGGGCUGGUCACAUAAUCUGCAAAAAUAGCCAGCUCUUCAGGUCAUUUUUAGGACCUGCGUUUUAGAACCACUCCUGACUAGGUGUCCGAUAUAGCCGAGGCCUGCAUCACCUGGCAGGUGCAGGCCUUGAGCAGAUGUGUGGUGCACUCACAAGCCUCACGGUGUCUCAUGCACACUCAUCUGAAUGCACUCCCCCCCCAUCCACACUGUGUAUUUGAACAGCAGCCAUCUGAACACACUUACACCUCCAGGCACAGACUCGUGGUCCACGCCACAUCCCCUCCCCGGGGAUGAGCUUCUCCCUGCGUGUGUCAGGCCAGGACAGCCCCGUCUAGUGAUGGAUUCUUACUCAGCUACCUCUGAUCUGGGUGGGCACCUCAGCUGAAUCCUGGGCCCCCUGCCUGUGACUCAGCCCCAGCUCUUGCGAAGCCUGCCUGGAUCUGUCAGAACACAAGGUCUGGGAAAUAAAUCAAGGGGUGGCGUAUAAUAAACGGAAUGAUGAAUGAG